This is a messenger RNA of Chenopodium quinoa (quinoa), 1551 nucleotides long. RefSeq lists its product as uncharacterized. The coding region runs from base 1 to 1551 and encodes 516 amino acids. Gene Ontology annotation, molecular function: nucleic acid binding. Gene Ontology annotation, biological process: DNA integration. The transcript has 5 exons. NCBI's taxonomy places the organism in Eukaryota, Viridiplantae, Streptophyta, Magnoliopsida, Caryophyllales, Amaranthaceae. The record is from RefSeq and is a predicted model, not a curated record.
AUGUUGAGAGCAUGUGUGAUGAAGUAUCAAGGGUCUUGGGAAGACCACUUGGAUUUGAUCGAGUUUUCUUACAACAACGUUUAUCAUGCAAGCAUUGAAAUGGCACCGUUUGAAGCUUUGUAUGGUCGAAAGUGUAAAAGCCCAGUUUGUUGGAAUGAUAUAAGUGAGACAACGGUACUUGGGCUUGAGAUGAUUGAGGAUAUGGUGAAACAAGUAAAGUUGAUCCAAGAAAAGAAAAAGGUAAACCAAGAUCGACUGAAAAGUUAUGCUGAUUUGAAAAGAAAGGAUGAGGGAUAUGAAGUGGGAGAGAAAGUGUUGUUGAAGAUUUCACCCAUGAAGGGGGUGUUUUUGACAAGAGCUAUUGAGGUUCCUUUUGUGUUUGCUAAGCGAGGAUCAAGUACUAAGUUCCAAUGGGAUGAGAAGUGUGAGCAAUCUUUUCAAGAAUUGAAGCGAAGACUCAUCUCAGCACCAAUUUUAACCUUACCAUCAGGGAGUGAAGGGUUUGAAGUUUAUAGUGACGCAUCUAAGAAUGGCUUAGGGUGUGUACUUAUGCAACAUGGGAAGGUUGUAGCUUAUGCAUCAAGGCAGCUCAAGCAACAUGAACAGAAUUACCCUACUCAUGACUUGGAGCUAGGAGAAGUAGUGUUUGCUCUCAAGAUUUGGAGACACUAUUUGUAUGGUGUGAGAUUCAAAACUACCAUAUAUGAUGAGAUUCGUGAGAAGCAAAUGUCAGAUGAGUGGUUGACCAAGGUAAGGAAGAUGAAAGAAGGAGCAACAACUGAGUUCGACAUUAAUGAUAGUGGGACAGUGAAAUACAAAAGAAAAUGGUGUAUUCCUAAGGAUGAAGAUCUUAAAAGGAAGAUUUUAGAAGAAGCUCACAACAUCUUGUACUCUAAAGUGAAGAUACAACAUAUGAGACCUGGAGGGAAGCUGCAAUCUUUAGAUGUGCCAGGAUGGAAGUGGGAGUUUAUCUCUUUGGAUUUUGUGAUGGGAUUACCGCUUACAAGGGCAGCAAAGAAUGUUAUUUGGGUCAUGGUUGAUCGUUUAAAGAAGAUAGCAAGAUUCAUAGCAAUAAAGGACACUUGGAAUGUGAAUCAGUUGGCAGAUGCCUAUGUGAAAGAAAUUAUGAGGCUACAUGGAGUUGCUAAAGACAUCAUUUCUGAUAGAGAUCCAAGAUUUUUAUCAAAGUUCUGGGAAAUACUUCAGCAAGCAUUUGGCACUAUUCUGAAGUUUAGCACAACGUUUCACCCUGUUACAGAUGGACAAACAGAGAGAACAAUUCCGACCCUAGAGGGCAUGUUAAGAGCUUGUGUGAUGGACUUUGGCAGAUCGUGGGAUGAAAGACUAUCUAUAAUCGAAUUCUCAUAUAAUAAUAGCUAUCAUGCUAGCAUAGGAAUGACACCUUAUGAAGAGUUGUAUGGAAGGAAAUAUAGAAGUCCCUUAUGUUGGAGUGAUAUUAGUGAGUCUUUAACUUUGGGGCCAGAGAUGAUUAAAGAAACAACGAAGCAAGUUAGGCUUAUCCAGGCAAACAUGAAGGCAGAUCAAGAUUGA